UUAGAGGCUGAAAACAGGAAAAAAAAAUAUUCUGAACUAAUGGACUGCAGACACAGUACAGGAGAUGACCAGAGACUGCGGACACAGUACAGGAGAUGACCAGAGACUGCGGACAUAGUACAGGAGAUGACCAGAGACUGUGGACAGUACAGGAGAUGACUGCUGACCUUUGGGGAGGUGGGGGGAGCGGGUACCUGAAUUUGACAGGUACCCGCUUUUACUUCUUUGACCUUACCUGUUCCUCUAUCCAGCCGUGCGCUGUCUUCCCGGCUUCUGUAGUGUCAGUGCUCGGCAUGACAGCCGGGUGCCCAAUGCGCAUGAGCGAGAAGCGCUGCGCUUUGUGAUUGGUUCGGCGGCUGCUUCUGGGACCUCUCAU
Messenger RNA from Staurois parvus, 376 nucleotides. Lineage: Eukaryota; Metazoa; Chordata; Amphibia; Anura; Ranidae. The record is from the annotation of a GenBank genome assembly.